AGGAGGCCAUCUUAGCAGAGGAAGAACAAAGAGCGAGAGAGGCGAGUCCAGUGACAGCAGGACAGUGUGGUAACACCACUCUUUGUAACAUCAAGCCAUGUCCGACUCCGAGAAACAACCGGAGACAAAGCCGGCCGUAGCCGAAAAAAAGAUUCUGGCUGAAAAGGUCACCGGCACGGUGAAGUGGUUCAACGUGAAGAACGGAUAUGGCUUCAUAAAUAGAGAAGACACCAAAGAUGACGUGUUUGUCCAUCAGACUGCCAUCAUCAAGAACAAUCCUAGAAAAUAUCUGAGGAGUCUGGGUGAUGGUGAAACGGUCGAAUUUGACGUUGUUGAAGGCGAAAAGGGAAAUGAAGCCGCCAACGUCACGGGACCGGAGGGUGCCAAUGUUCAAGGUAGCAAGUAUGCGGCGGAUCGGCGUCGGUUCAGGAGGCGCUGGUACCCAAGGGGAGGCCGGGGUGGAGGUCGUGGAGGCCGCAGCAGUGGACAGAGUGAGGAAGAGGAGGAUGAGAAAGAUGAGGCUGCAGGUGACAAUGAGCAGAGAGCCCCACGACGUCGGCCAUAUUGGCGUAACCGUGGUUACUACCGGGGCCCACCUCGCAGAGGCCCUCCGCGGGGAAAUCGGGACAGCCAAGGGGAAGAAGGGGAUGAUCAGCAGGUUCAGGGUCAAGACCAAGGUCCUCCUCGUCGAGGUGGAAGACGCCGCCCUAAUUAUCAACGGUACUACGGCCGUCCAAGGCGCUUCCAAGGUGGUGGAGGCUACCAAAACCAGGGCAACUACAGUGGCCCACCACGGGGAGGCGGACAGGAUGGGGGACCUCCCAGACGACGAAGACCUCGCAACUACAAUCGUAAGCGAAAGGAUGGUGAAAAUGAAGAUGGUGAGAAGAAAGACAACACCUCGCAGGAUGGAGGUGAAACCAAAGCAGAAAAAGUCCCAGCCGAGUCUGCUCCAGCUGCUGAGAACACUUCAACAGAAGAUUAAUUUAAAUUUUAGCCUGUCUCCCCAGUUUCCCAUCCAAUAAGUUGUUGGCCUGGCCCCCUUGGACAGCCCUGUUACAAACUGAUGAAACACCAAUGUACAUUAAUAGACUGUGAGGUUGAUUUUGAAGAUCUUUUUUGGCUAUGUCCCAGACUAAAAUUUCAAAUAACAUCCUAGCAUUGGCCCCUGGUGGAAUGACUGGACAAAUGAACGAACUGACGGACGUGCAGAUACAUGUCUUUAUAAACUAUGCAUUCUGGACUAGACGUACAUCGGUCAGUCCACGUUCCACGUACUGCCACUAAAAAAAAGCAAAACAAAAAAGAGUAAAUUUUCAUGAAGUAUGUCACAAGUAUUUGUCCAAUGCUGCUUAUUUUUGCACUACUGCCUCUACUUUAUUUUUGCAGUUUAAAUGUAAUGUGGCAAUUUUUAAAUCUUUGUAAGCAACACCCAGUUUUUUGCCUAAUUGGUUUUUAGAGUUUUGUGUGAACUCUAAGAUUCUUUCAGUUGCUGGCGAUGGAAUCGAAGCUGGAAGAGUUUUUGUAGAACAUUUUGGCAUGCCCUUUUAUGUUUUCACCAGUACAAACUUUGGUAAAGUUGAACUGCUGUGCAAAAGAGCAAUGUUCCAGCUCAGAUUAUCAACAAUUUGUUUGAGCAUUUGCAUUGAAUAAACCAUCUUGACAAUCUU
Messenger RNA from Liolophura sinensis, 1670 nucleotides. RefSeq names its product Y-box factor homolog. The transcript is spliced from 7 exons. Gene Ontology annotation, molecular function: nucleic acid binding. Bases 98 to 985 code for a protein of 295 amino acids. NCBI's taxonomy places the organism in Eukaryota, Metazoa, Mollusca, Polyplacophora, Chitonida, Chitonidae. The record is from RefSeq and is a predicted model, not a curated record.